Rattus rattus (black rat) is the source of this 6285-nucleotide messenger RNA. It is a transcript of the gene Thada, whose product is annotated as THADA armadillo repeat containing. Gene Ontology annotation, cellular component: cytosol. NCBI's taxonomy places the organism in Eukaryota, Metazoa, Chordata, Mammalia, Rodentia, Muridae. The record is from RefSeq and is a predicted model, not a curated record. The transcript has 37 exons. Gene Ontology annotation, biological process: tRNA methylation. The coding region runs from base 422 to 6235 and encodes 1937 amino acids.
AAAAACAACAACAACAAAAAAAAACCCCUCUCUUUCAAAGAUUCUAAUUUAAGGACAACUCUACUCCAAGCAACAGUAGUAAAAACCCUAAACAAACAAGCAAAUAAAAAGCCCAUAGUUUUUGUUUUGCAAACUUGAUAUCCUCUGCUCAGUGAUUUUCACUCAGCCUGGGGCAGUUAUGCCCUCCAAUAGUAGCAUUGUUGGGAGGCAUCUAUUGGUCAUCAUAAUUUGCUGGUAGUAAGAUGUUCCUGGCAUCUAAUGGGGCGCAGACUGGGGAGGCACUAAGCACCCUAUAGUGCACAUCACAGCAUCCUCAAAAAGACUCACAUGGCCCCAAUGCCGCUGUGUUGCAGGAGAAACCCUCCACUGGACCACUGCCUUAAGUUCUUUCUGACAGAGACUGCUGUUCAUUGCGUUUAAGAUGGGCGUGAAGAAGAAAAGAGAAAUGCAGUUUGCUGCACUGACUGUCUGUCAUCAGGACCUGGAAACUCUGAGAUCUUUUGCUGAUGUGGAAGGGAAAAAUCUAGCCUCUUUGCUGUUACAUUGUGUACAGCUCACAGAUGGGGUGUCACAAAUCCACUCUGUUAAACAGAUUGUGCCUCUCCUGGAGAAGGUUGAUAAAAACGGUGUGUGCGAUCCCAUUAUUCAACGUUGUUUGGAUAUUUUAGCAAGCAUUUAUUUUUCCUUGAAUCUGAAGAACCCCUUGAAGAAAGUUUUGGCAAGCUCACUCAAUGGCCUACCUGAAUUUUUUCUAAAUGAGGCUGCACACAGUUUUACUUUUCAUCUUCAAGAAGAAUUAGAUACUGCUGACUUACAUUCUUAUAGAAAAGUAAUGGAUAACAUAUCUUCCUGCAUGGAGAACUUUAACCUGGGUAGAGCAAGUGUUGUCAACCUGCUUCAAAACGUGCUUCAUUUUCUGCAGAAGAGUCUAAUUGAAGUCCAGGAAGAAAACAGAAAAUUUGCUGGAAAUCAUAUUGUUCAAACACAGUUAAUGAAUGACUUGCUGGUAGGUGUUAGAGUUGCCAUGACAUUGGUACAGAAAGUACAAGGGCCCCAGAGCAACCUUUGGAAUGAUUCCAGCUCUCCCAUCUGGCAAAGUAUGUGUGGCUUGCUGAGCAUUUUCACCAGGUUUUUAAAUGAUGAUGACCUACUGCAGACUAUUCAGAGCACAUCUGGAUUAGCUGUUAUUCUUUUCAUUAAGACCAUGUUCCGACCGUCUGAGAAGCUGCCUGGGUUGAUCAGCAGCUUGCUUCUCCAGUCAGCUGACUGCACCAGCAUCCCCGAGUGGCUCAUGAGCAGCUGUGGGAGCCUCUGCUGUGCUGAAGUGCCAGCCUCAGCUCUCCUGUUCCUGUGUCAGGGGACACUUGCCAUGUUGGACUGGCAGGAUGGCAGCAUGGGCCCAAGCAGGGAGGCUUUGCUCUUGGAUACUGUGCAUGUUUUGUUCACCUUGAGUUCACAGAUUAAGGAGUCAACACUAGAAAUGUUCCUGUCUAGAAUCUUGGCAUCUUGGACCAAUUCAGCCAUACAAAUCCUUGAAUCAAGUUCCCCAAGCCUAAAGGAUCAUCUGAAUGGGGAUUCAAGCAUACCUCGGAGACUUUUAGAAUAUGUCUAUACACACUGGGAACAUCCAUUGGAUGCUCUGAGACACCAAACCAAAAUCAUAUUCAGAAAUCUUUUGCAAAUGCACCGGCUCACUAUCGAGGGGGCAGAUUUAGUCACUGACCCCUUCUUUCUGGAACUGACUAAGAGUCUUCUGCAGUUGGAAUGGCAUAUUAAAGGGAAGUACGCUUGCCUUGGCUAUUUGGUUGAGAGUCUUGGAAUUGAACAUAUUUUGGCAAUAGAUAAAACUAUUCCAUCUCAAAUCCUAGAGGUGAUGGGAGACCAGUCAUUGGUACCUUAUGCAAGUGACCUCUUGGAAACCAUGUUUAAAAAUCAUAAGAGCCAUUUGAAGUCCCAAACUGUCACCAAUACCUGGAUGGAUAAGUGGCAUGAGACUUGGGUUUUUCCUGUCCUUUCUGUACUGUGUGGAGGAAACUUGGAUCAGAGGUCUUAUGUGAUUGAUUAUUACUUGCCAAGGUUACUGAAUUACAGCCCCGAGAGCCUACACUACAUGGUGCAGAUUCUUCAGACGCCUAUUGAUACAGAAACUGGGUCGUGUAAUCACAGAGGGGCUCUGGGAGCUUUGAUGGCAUGUCUACGAACAGCUAGAGCUCAUGGACAUCUUCAGUCUGCAACUCAUGCCUGGGAGAACCUUGUGUGUAGUGCCAGGGUAAAGCAAGGCUUAAUUCACCAACACUGCCAAGUGCGGAUAGACACACUAGGCUUGCUUUGUGAAAGCAGUCGGAGCACAGAAGUGGUCUCCAGAGAAGAAAUGCAGUGGGUUCAGUUCUUCCUCACGUACAAUCUCAACAGCCAGUCUCCAGGGGUGCGGCAGCAGAUUUGCUCGCUCCUUACAAAGUUGUUUUGUAGGAUACAAGAAAGUUCUCAGGUACUGUAUAAAUUAGAGCAAAGGAAAUCCAUACCAGACUCAGAGAACCGGUCCACCAGAGAGCAGCCUUCUGUCUCUUUACAGCAGUAUAAGAAUUUCAUGUCAUCUGUUUGCAACAUUCUUUUUGAAGCAUUGUUUCCUGGGUCUUCCUACUCAACUAGAUUUUCAGCUUUAACCAUUUUAGGAUCAAUAGCUGAAGUGUUUCCUGCUUCAGAAGGUAACAUCCAAACAGUGUAUCAGCUGAGUCAUGAUAUCGACGCUGGCCGUUUCCAAAUACUUAUGGAGUGCUUUACUAGUACUUUUGAAGAAGUGAAAACCUUAGCAUUUGAUCUUCUGAUGAAUCUGUCAUCAGUAACUGCUGGGCAGCUCCAGGGUUCUGAGAAGCUGCAAGACCUGUUCCAGGCAGCGCUGGAGCUCAGCACCAGCACCAAACCUUAUGACUGUGUGACAGCUUCCUACCUGCUGAACCUGCUGAUCUGGCAGGAUGCUCUGCCAGCAUCCCUGUCUGCCUCUUCAGCACAGCAGCCCACAUGUGGAGCUGGAGAGAAGUCUGCUGUGGUGGAAAGGAACACAUUAGUGGUUAUUAAAUGCUUGAUGGAAAACCUUGAGGAUGAAAUAUCUCAAGCUGAGAACUCAUUGCUUCAGGCUGCGUCUUCGUUUCCACUGUAUGGGAGAGUCCACUGUAUAACAAGAGCGUUUCAGAAGUUGCCUCUACAUGACCUGAGGCUCGUGAGUGAGUGGAAGCCAGUCCUGGGGAAGCUUCUGCUGCUGUCCUACAGGCUUUCCACCGUGGUGUCUCCUGUCAUCCAGAGCUCCUCCCCUGAAGGCCUCAUCCCUAUGGACACCGACUCAGAGUCAGCAAGCCGCUUGCAAGUCAUUCUCAAUGAGAUUCAGCCACGGGAUACUAACGAUUACUUCAGCCAAGCUAAAAUACUGAAAGAAUGUGAUAGCUUUGAUUUGGAGGACUUGAGUACCAGUGUCUCAAAUAUUGAUAGUUCUGCAGAAAUCAAAGGUAAAGAAGAAAAAGCGUGUGAUGUAACUGCUCAGAUGGUCCUCACGUGCUGCUGGAGGAGCAUGAAGGAAGUGGCUUUACUUCUUGGCACGCUCUGCCAGCUUCUCCCUCUGCAGCCUGUGCCAGAGUCCGCGGAUGGGUUACUGACAGUGCAGCAGGUUAAAGAAAUAGGAGAAUACUUUAAACAGCACCUUUUGCAGUCCAGACACAGAGGAGCAUUUGAACUGGCUUAUACAGGUUUUGUGAAACUCACUGAAAUAUUAAACAGGUGCUCUAAUGUGAGUCUGCAAAAGCUGCCGGAGCAGUGGUUGUGGAGCGUUUUGGAGGAAAUUAAAAGCAGUGAUCCCUCAUCCAAACUCUGUGCUACAAGGCGUAGUGCUGGAAUUCCUUUCUACAUACAGGCAUUGUUGGCAUCUGAACCAAAGAAGGGUAGAAUGGACUUGUUGAGAGUAACAAUGAGGGAGCUGAUCUCCUUGGCUUUGUCUGCAGAUGACUCAAAGGGCAGAGUUCCCCAGGUUCAUGCUUUAAAUAUCCUCAGAGCCUUGUUCAGAGAUACACGUCUGGGAGAAAACAUUAUUCCUUAUGUUGCUGGUGGAGCUAAGGCUGCAAUUCUGGGCUUUACAUCACCUGUCUGGGCAGUGAGAAAUUCAUCCACACUUCUCUUUAGUUCCUUGAUCACAAGAGUUUUUGGAGUUAAGAGGGGAAAGGAUGAACUUUCCAAAACAAAUAGAAUGACAGGAAGAGAGUUUUUCUCUCGCUUCCCAGAACUGUAUCCCUUUCUUCUCCAACAAUUGGAAACUGUAGCCAAUACAGUAGACAGUGAACUGGGAGACCCUGAUGGCCACCCCGGCAUGUUCCUCUUACUCCUGGUGCUAGAGAGACUCUACCCAUCUCCGAUGGAUGGCACGGCGUCUGCACUCAGCUUGGCCCCUUUUGUUCCUUUCAUUAUCAGGUGUGGUCGCUCACCUUUUUACCGCUCCCGUGAAAUGGCAGCUCGUGCAUUGGUCCCCUUCAUUACGAUAGACCAGAUACCAAGUACCCUCCAUGCUCUGCUGGACUCACUCCCCAACAGCACUGACCAGUGUUUCCGACAAAACCAUAUUCAUGGGACACUUCUGCAAGUUUUUCAUUUGUUACAAGCCUACAUUACAGACUCCAAACACAGAAUAAGUGCAGAUUUCCUUCAGGAGCUGAGUGACAUCACUGUUUGUACCAAAGCCAAACUCUGGCUAGCCAUGAGGCAAAAUCCAUGCUUGGUAACCAGAGCUGUGUAUAUUGAUGUUCUCUUCCUGCUGACUCACUGCCUGGACAGACCCGAGGAAGGGAAGCAGACAGCUCUGGAGAGUCUUGACUUCUGGGAAGAUGUAAGAAGAAUUAUCUUGGGAUCAGAGCUGAUCACGGGGUUCCCCUGGACCUUCAAGGUUCCAGGCCUGCCCCAGUACCUGCAGAGCCUUACCAAGUUAGCCAUCCCUGAAGUGUGGGCAUCGCUGGCUGAAGCUGAAGGGCAGGCGACUGCUGUUCCUCUCUCCUUUUCUCAACUUCUGAAGUCUUCCUUCCCUGAAGUGCGCUUGCUAGCCCUGGAUGCACUGCUGGAAAGGGCGGCUUCCUCUGAACAGGGGCAGGAGGGUCCCCCUCCCUUGCUGUACAGUAUGGGAGAGGAGUUCCUACUGCUGGCAAUGAAGGAAGACCACCCAGGAUGUUUCUGCAGGGUCCUGAAGAUUCUCUAUCACUUGAACCCCAGAGAAUGGCUUCCUCAGACAGAGUGCUCUGUUCACCUCUCCCCAAAGGAGUUCCUGGUCUGGACUAUGGAUAUUGCUUCCAAUGACAGAUCUGAAAUCCAAGGUGUAUCUCUGAAGCUUGCCUCCAAAAUAAUUGCCUACCUUGUGCAGAGUUGUGAGAAGAACAAAGAUACAGUCGCCCUCGAGCUGAGGCGGUGGGCCCAGCUGAUUGUCUGGUCCUGUGGAGACCAUCUUCCUACCGCAUCUAGACUGGCUGUUGCUGAAGUCCUCACCGGCACCGCACCCCUGUUCCUCACCAGUCCCCAGCCCAUUCUAGACCUGCAGGACACUCUUUCUCUCUGGAGGUGUGUCCUCACCCUUCUGCAGAGUGAGGAACAACCCAUCAGAGAGGCAGCCACAGAGACCGUGACAACAGCCAUGUCACAAGGAAACACUUGCCAGUCAACAGAAUUUGCCUUCUGCCAGGUGGAUGCCUCCAUUGCUCUGACCCUGGCCUUCGCUGUCCUGUGUGACUUGCUCCGGCAGUGGGACCAGCUGGGGCCAGGACUGCCCAUUCUCCUGGGAUGGCUGCUGGAAGAGGGUGGUGACCUCAAAGACCUCAUGCAGAGCCCACAUCAGGGGGAAGAAGAGCACAUAUUUGAAAAGUCAGAAGUCAACUUCUGGGCCGAGCCUCUGGUCUUCGUGAAAUCCCUGUGUAAGCAGGUUUUCCACCUCCUCUGUCAGUCUGGCUGUCAGUCCUCUCACUCCCAGCUCAGUCACUUGCAAAGCAUAGCAUCAGAGCAGCAUCGCCUCAGCUCUCAGCUCUUCAGAGAGCUUCCACUCUCGGCUGAAUUUUUGAAGACAGUAGAAUACACAAGACUGCGCAUUCAAGAGGAAAGGACUUUGGCUGUCCUGAGGCUGUUGGCCUGUCUGGAAGGAAAGGAGGUUCCCAGAGCCGAAGACUGCCCUAGAGAAUGGAGACAAGAAAUGGCCCCAAGAACAGAAGCAGCUUGUUGAAGAAAGAAGGCUGUGGCCCUCAACUCAGGUCUGCGAGACACGUGAUGGAC